Molecule: messenger RNA, 1491 nt
Organism: Episyrphus balteatus (marmalade hoverfly)
Lineage: Eukaryota; Metazoa; Arthropoda; Insecta; Diptera; Syrphidae
Product: myrosinase 1-like
Exons: 4
Coding region: 1-1491 (496 amino acids)
Biological process (GO): carbohydrate metabolic process
Molecular function (GO): beta-glucosidase activity
Source: RefSeq, a predicted model, not a curated record
AUGAAUACAAUAUAUUCAAUAUUCGUAAUUGGAUUGCUAUUAAUAUGUUCGAAUUUUAUUUCGAACAUAGAAUCCUGUAAUUAUCGUUCGAAAGGAAGUUUACAUUUUCCAAGUAACUUUAGUUUUGGUGUUUCAACUUCGGCAUAUCAAAUUGAAGGCGGUUGGAAUGCAGAUGGAAAGGGUGUAUCAAUUUGGGAUGAUUUUACGCAUAAUAAUCCUGAUUUGGUUAGAGAUGGAUCUGAUGGUGAUGUGGCUAUCAAUUCUUAUAAUCGAUUUGAUGAUGAUUUGGAUAUACUCGAUGAUUUAAAGGUUGGUCACUAUCGCUUCUCAAUAUCAUGGACAAGAAUUUUUCCAGAUGGCGAAACAAAACACCGAAAUCAAGCUGGAAUUGAUUAUUACAACCAAGUCAUUGAUAAACUACUUGCUAAAGGCAUAAAACCUUUGGUUACACUUUUCCACUUCGAUUUGCCAUUGGAAAUACAGAAAAAAGGAGGUUUCAUCAGUUCUUUGAGUAUUGAAUAUUUUGUUCAAUAUGCUGCAGAAAUGUUUAAACUUUUUGGUGAUCGUGUAAAAGAUUGGAUAACUUUUAACGAACCUUGGUUUAUGUGCAAACGUGCUUAUGGUGAUGGAGUUUAUCCUCCCCUAAUCAAUGCUUCAGGGGUAGCUGAUUAUCUUUGUAUUGACAGUAUUCUUAAAGCACAUGGUGCAACUUAUCGUGUUUACAAAUCACAUUUCAAGCAUCAAAAUGGACAAGUUGGUAUUUCACUCAAUAGUCCUUAUUUCAUUAUUGGAGAUUCUUCGGAUAAGGAUAUUUUAGAACGUGCAAUGCAAUUCAAUAUGGGUUAUCUUGCACAUCCAAUAUUCAGUAAAGCCGGUGGAUAUCCUGAAAUAAUGGUCAAAGAUAUUGGAAGAAAUAGCCUUGAAGAAGGCAGAAUUAUGUCACGUUUGCCGAGCUUAGAAGGAGAAUGGAAAGAUAUUAUUCGAGGUUCAGCUGAUUUCUUGGGACUAAAUUAUUAUUCAUCGGCUCAUAUAAGACGUGCUUCGCAGCCACAAGGCAAAAAUCCAUCAUUUGAACGAGAUGCAAACUAUGAAUCUUAUUCAAAAUUCAAAACAACAGGACAAAGUUGUGAUCCAGCUGGUCUUGAGGGUUUAUUAAAAUGGAUUAGUAAAGAAUAUAAUAAUGUUCCAGUUUUAAUCACAGAAAAUGGCUAUCGUGAUAUGGGAGAACUUGAAGAUAAUAAUCGUCAAAGUUUUCUUAAAACUCAUUUACAAGCUGCAUUGAAUGCUGCGAAUGAUGGUUGUAAUGUUAUUGGAUAUACACAUUGGAGUUUGGUUGAUAAUUUUGAAUGGUUAUUUGGAUAUACGUUAAAAUAUGGACUUUAUAGUGUUAAUAUGACAAGUCCAACAAAAGAUCGUGUUGCUAAAAAUUCAGCAAAAUAUUAUAAAAAAGUUAUUAGUUCGAGAAUUUUACAAAUGGAAUAUAUUAUGUAA